GCUUAGUUGGUCACCAUAAUCCCGUUGGUUACCCUUUUUAGCUUGACUAUAAAAUGGUAUCUCCCCCGUCGCGAACCAGGCGCAUAGAUGACUAUACUUAUGAUAGGAGUUAUCACAGAAGAUCGAGAAGCCCCAUCGAUAGCGGGCGUCGCUCUGAAAUUUUUAGUAAAGGCAUUUCAAGUCACUACGCUACAGAACGUGUAGUUGCUUCUUAUGUGGACGACUAUUAUCCUUCUGUUCGAAGAGCGACGGUCAUCUGCUACAACUGUGAUUCCCUCCGCCAUGUAGCUGCCGAUUGUCCAGAACCUCCUCACUGUGGCGGGUGCGGUGCUUACGAUCAUAUCAAGAAAAACUGUCCUCAUCGAGACAAGCAUUGUAAUUACUGUGGAAAGAUCGGACACUUGCAGAAUAAGUGUCGAGCCCGCCUCUUCUCUGCUGCUGCCUUGCCUCCUCUGAUUUGUCGACCAUACCCCUACGAACGCCUGCUGAGAACCUCAUAUUAUCCUGAAAGAACUCCAAACAGGCCAGACCUUGAAGAAGUAAAUAGAUCUACUAGGGAAAGGUUCGGUCGAUCGAGCUACAUUUUAAAAAGGGAAAACUCUCACCACGGAAGACCUUUUGGGGCGGAAUUUCGUGAAGGCUCGCAUAGAUUUUAUGAUAGAGAGAGCGAGCCCCGUGGUGGCUACUAUCGUGAAAGAGAAAAAGAAAGAGAGAGGGAGAGAGGCAGAGAAAGAUAUUCUGAUGAAAAGAUUGAGCGAAAAGAGCGCGAAAGAGAAAACUACUAUAUGAAAACUUCAGACUACACGCCCCGCUAUAGUAAGCGAUGCGGAAACUGCGGAAAGCCCGGGCACGACAAGACCACGUGUCGGGGACCAGCAGAGUGCGAAGCCUGCGGCUCUAUUAGACACGGCAAGCGCGAGUGCCCCCGUCUAAACGAAGUUUGCCCUCACUGUAACAGGAUUGGCCAUAUGAAAGUAAAAUGCCCAUUACUGCGAUAUUAAGCGACAGAGAAAAUGUUACUUGUUAUUUAGUAG
Zophobas morio is the source of this 1034-nucleotide messenger RNA. RefSeq lists its product as uncharacterized. Gene Ontology annotation, molecular function: zinc ion binding; nucleic acid binding. The transcript is spliced from 10 exons. Lineage: Eukaryota; Metazoa; Arthropoda; Insecta; Coleoptera; Tenebrionidae. The record is from RefSeq and is a predicted model, not a curated record. The coding region runs from base 54 to 1001 and encodes 315 amino acids.